Molecule: messenger RNA, 9351 nt
Organism: Dicentrarchus labrax (European seabass)
Lineage: Eukaryota; Metazoa; Chordata; Actinopteri; Moronidae
Product: multidrug resistance-associated protein 1-like
Exons: 32
Coding region: 4218-8729 (1503 amino acids)
Biological process (GO): transmembrane transport
Cellular component (GO): membrane
Molecular function (GO): ATP hydrolysis activity; ABC-type transporter activity; ATP binding
Source: RefSeq, a predicted model, not a curated record
CAGAACAACAGAGCACAAGAGAGGAAGAGCAGCAAAAGACUGAGAGAAGCAGAAUAAGAAGAAAGAAAGAAUAAAGUGGAUCAACAGCGACCUGUUCAACCCAAAGUUCUCUCCAAACACCAAAGAAGAACAACGACGAGAUGGAGGAAGACUGCAGAGAUGGAGCAGAAGUCUUGAUGGAGAUUGACCAAUCAGCAGGGGAGGAGGUGAGGAAUAUCAGUAACAUUUAAUAAUAAUAACAUUUGGGUGCCCGGUUAGCUAAGUUGGUAGAGAUGGUGACCCACAUAUGGAAUUGCUGCAGCGGCCCGGGUUUGAGUCCGACCUGUGGCCCUUUUCUGUGUGUCAUCCCCUCUCUCUACCCCCUUUUCCUGUCUGUCUUUGGCUGUCCCUAUCUAAUAAAGGCAUGAAAAGGCCAAAAAAAAACCUUAAAAAAAAUAAAAAUAAAAUAAAUAAUAAUAAUAUUUAACUUCUACACUGACGAAUAAAACCUUUACGAACUGAAUCUGAGAAAGAAUUGGGGAGGCAUUUGAAUCUAUUGAUCUGUAUGAUCAGUUAAAUGUAAGAAUUAAGUACAGUACAUUUUUGGAUGUGGAGGACAGUUUGUUCUGGGAAGGUUUGGGAUAUUCCUUAAUAACUUUGAUCGCCGGGUCUUGUUCAUAUGGCAACACAAGCAGUGGCAGCGAAUCAGAGAAGUUGACAAGUAACGGUGAGCGAUGCAGGCGAGGACCAAAGAACCAGUAAUAAAAUUAUACAUCUCUCCAAUGUUCUUCAGUGUGUUAGUCAUUGUAAUAGUCUCUCUCUCUCUCUGUCUGUCUCUAUCUUUUUCUCUCUCUUUCAAAUUCAAUUCAAAUUCUUUCUCUCUCUCUAGCUGUCUCUCUCUCUCUCUAUCUGUUUGUCUCUCUCUCUCUGUCUGAAAAUCUACAUCCUGUUUUACCCUAGCCUGACUCCGCCUCACGUUGCAGCGCCAGAUCGUAUGUAAACAAUACAUGUUGAAAUGUUUUGUAAUGGACGAUGCUGUCGUGUGCCACAUUCACCCUUCACCCCCAAAGUCCAUCGAACAGAAACUAAUAUCCAUACACAUUCACACACCAAUGCAUGGCAUCGGGAGCAAUUUGGGGUUCAGUACACAUACUUCGACAUGUGGCACCAGGAGUGGGGGGUUGAACCCACAACCUUCCGACUAAGGAACGACCCACUCUGCCUCUGAGCCACAGCCACCCUGAUGCUAUCUCUUUUUAUAGACCGACACCCUCAUGUGGAAACACAUUCAGUAAGUGUGUGAAUGUGUGUUUGUCCACUUUUAACAAACAUUCACACAAAUAAUCGAACAAUAAUAAUACAUUUGAUAUAGAAUAUAUAUUUGGAGUUGUCACAGUUACGUCACUGCAGUUGGAAUGUUUAACAAUCAGACUUAAUAUUCUUCUUUUGUCACAGAUUCACUGUUUUCUUCUCAUUGUUGUCAUCAGCUGUUGAUCAGAGACUGAAGCUCUGACACUGUACACUAAUCAAUAAUAAUAAUAAUAAUAAUAUACACUGUGAUCAAUAAUAAUAAUAAUAAUAUACAUUGUGAUCAAUAAUAAUAAUAAUAAUAUACACUGUGAUCAAUAAUAAUAAUGAGAAUAUACACUGUGAUCAAUAAUACAAUAAUAAUAUACACUGUGAUCAAUAAUAAUAAUAAUAUUAAUGUACACUGUGAUCAAUAAUAAUAAUAAUAAUGUACACUGUGAUCAAUAAUACAAUAAUAAUAUACAUUGUGAUCAAUAAUAAUAAUGAUAAUAUACACUGUGAUCAAUAAUAUAAUAAUAAUAUACACUGUGAUCAAUAAUAAUAAUUAUUAAAGCUGCAAGCAGUGAUGAACCGGUCCUCACACUCCACGCAAAUUACAUUUCCUUUUACCACUAGGUCUUUCACCACUAGGUGGGGCUCUCACUAUUACUGAAUAUUAUGACAUAGACGUGUUCAGGGCAAACGUGUGAUGUUUCAUUGAGAUUGGACCAUGUACACUGAAGUUGUGAGGACGUAUUCAGGGUGGGACUGUACACUGAAGAUAUGUCUGUUUUAUGGCCAAUCAGAAGAUUUGACACGUCGCGGGCAUGCAGUUAAACCUACAGUCACAAAUAGCACAACUUUUGAUCACCAAUGUGUCUAGGUUGCAGUGAUGGAAUUUGAAGUCAAUCUGAUAAAAUCUGUAGGAGGAAUUAGUUAAAACAGAAGCCCUUAACUGGCAUGGCAUCACAGUUUGAUUCAACCUAGCCAACUUUGACGGCACGCCACGUAUACGCCCUUCAACGUACGUAGACAAAUAGCACAACUUUUAAUCAGCAACAUAGUUUGACUGUCCUAAUUUUGAAGUAGAUCCAAUAAAUUCCCUAGAAGGACUUUGUUCAAAUACAAGGCAAAACGUUUGCCGAAAGUGAAGAUCAAAAUCAAAAUGGCUGACUUCCUGUGGGGUUUAGGGUAUGGGUCCAAGAGGCUUUUUUGUAGGUCUCGGCAUGUUACACGUGCGUACCAAGUUUCAUGUAUAUCGGUGAAACGUGGCGCCGGGGCUGCUUUUUUAAAAUCCUGUAGGGGGCGCUACAAACACAACAAACACAAAUUUUGGUACGUGAGCUACAGGGACCAGUCUACACGUGCCCUGUGAAUUUCAUAUUCAUAAUUAUUACAGUCUCCGCACAGUGAUUUGCCAUGCCACCAGAGCGCCACCUAGUGGCGGAUUGUUGACACAUUUUGUAGUGAGCCUCAGGGAGCCAUGGGCAAGCAAAAAAGUAGUUUACAGACAUUUCGUGCUCUAGCGAAAGAAAAUUCUAGGCGAAAAUGGGCAUGGCCUUUAUGGGGAGAUUCUGCUUCAUACACUGCACGCGUGUAUAUAAGGUUUUUGAAUGUGCGACAAACUGCAGAAGUUAUUAGCUUUAACGCAUUUUUUUAUGGUAGUAGCGCCACCUAGUGGCCAACCCAAAAGCGACACAUAGAAUAUAAAAUUAUUCGCCACGACUGACAUGUGCGCCGCCAUGUUUCAUGAGUUUUCGAGCACGGGAAAGCUUCCAAAUAUGCGUUUGUUUAGGAGAAAAAAAAAAAGAAUUCCUAUAGGGCCUUUGCACGGUGCUCGGGCCCUAAUAAUAAUAAUAUACACUGAUCAAUAGGUGGUUUACAGGUGGUUUACAGGUGGUCUACAGGUGGUUUACAGGUGGUCUAUGAAUGUUUCAGCAGAUGCAAACUUAAACCAAACUUAAGGCGGGAAAGCAACCCAGCUCUGUAAGACCUUUGGCCCCUCCCAACCCUCAGGUACCUCAGCACAGGAAACCAUACAAACCCUAACCCUUACCCAAUUAGUUUUUAAUUUAUUUUACUAAUUAAUAAAUCAAAGCGAAAGUGGAAAGAAUCACCACAAACAAAUGUUACUCAGACUAAUACUGUGUGACUAAUACUGUGUGUGUGUGUGUGUGUGUGUAUGUGCGUGCGUGUAUGUGCAUGUGCAUGUGCAUACAGGAAGCAGCUGGUGGAACCUGAUGGUUUGAUUGACAGACACAGAGGAAAUACCUUAUAAGGAAGUCAGGUAAGAAAAGAGUGAAGGAAGGAUGGAAGGAAGGAGGGAAUGAAGAAAAUGUUUUUGUGUCCUCCAGAGUCUCUAGAGAGCUAAUAAGAAUGUGUCGUUGUCCGAGGGGGUGGAGACAUCAUCGGUGGGCAUCGGCUACAGACCUCCAGUAGGUGUCAAUCAAAUGUUUCAGUCAGUGAUGUCAUCAGUUAAUGAUUAAAAUAAUUGAUCAUCAGGGCAGAACCUGAACCUGAAUUACUGCCUGUCGAGGUGAGCUGCUGUUUGUCUCUGUUCUCUAGUUCAAAGACGGGGCUGCUUCCUCCUCUUCCUAUUACCAAGGCAACUGAAACCUCCUGUCGAUUAGCCACAAGUCCCUGAAGCAGAUGCUGACUAAAUCUUUACCCACAAUUCAAUGUUCAUUUCCUUUGUAUGAAAUGUUCUGAUUUUGGUUGAUGUUUGUAUUUUACAUUGAAACUAAAAAUAAUUAAAAUGGAUUCAAUUCAAUUCAACUCAGGCAGAAACAGAGAGAGAGAGAGAGAGAGAGAGAGAGAGAGAGAGAACAGAGAGAGAGAGUAUCUGUGUAACACACUAGCAGCAGAAUCUUACAGCAGAAGGGGGGUAACCCUAACCCUACCUCUAACCCAAAGAACACUACUUACAGACAAGAAGCAGAAGCGUUGUAUAAAUGGAGGAUCUGUGCACUGUUAGUGGUCUGGAUCCUCUCUGGGACUGGAAUCUGACCUGGUACACCUCGCAACCAGACCUGACCCAGUGUUUCCAGCACACUGUACUGGUUUGGUCCCCCUGUGUUUACCUGUGGACCUGUUCUCCUCUUUACCUGCUGUACCUGCAGCUCCGCCCACACCGAGGCUUCAUCCCACUGUCCAAACUCUGCUGCAGCAAGACGCUUCUGGGUCUCAGUCUGGCUUCGUUCGGUCUUCUGGAGAUGUUUUACUUCCUGGUGAAGAAAAAUGAAGAGACCCAGAACCACCUGUUGAUCCUGAUGGGUCCACUGAUUCGGAGCCUCACUCUGGUUCUUGCUGUUGUUAUAAUCCAGGUAGAGAGGAUGAAGGGCUGUCGUUCAUCUGUCCUCCUCUUCCUCUUCUGGACUCUUCUGGUUCUCUGCUCCCUCGUUCCUCUGAAGGUUGACAUUGAGCAGAUAAUUUAUCAGGGGUUUUUGUCAGACGCUGUUCGUUUUGUGGCAUUCUUCAUCUGUUUUUUUCUUCAACUAAUUGAGCUCGUCCUCAGCUGCUUUUCUGACCACCGAACAGUCUCUGAAAAACACACCUACAUACAGAACCAAUGUCCAGAGGAAGAUGCCUCGUUUCUCUCCAAGUUUUUCUUCUUGUGGUUCAGCAGUUUGGUGGUUCGAGGUUACCGAUGUCCCCUUCAGGCUGCAGACCUGUGGCCUCUGCGGGACCAGGACUCAUCGCUCCAGAUCAUGAUGGACUUGGAGAAGUGCAAACAGCUGCAGAAAGAGCCUGUGGGUUCUGGACCAUUGUGGUCCUGUGGUUCUGCUGCAAUGACAGAAAAAACUUACCUGCUGAGGAAGAACAGUAAGGGGCAGGACUAUAGCCUCCUCCUCCUGCGCACUCUGGGGCGGACCUUUGGGCUUUACUUCCUGUGUGGUACUCUGUGUCUCCUUUUGCACGAUGCCUUCAUGUUCGCUGUGCCACAAGUUCUCAGCUUGCUACUGGGUUUCAUGAGGGACAAAAACGCUGAGAUGUGGAAAGGUUUCCUGUUUGCUUCGUUGCUUUUCCUGCUGUCCUGUCUGCAGUCUGUCCUCCAUCAUCAAUACAUGUUCCACUGCUUCACUGUCGGGAUGAGACUGAAGACAGCUGUCAUGGGCCUUGUCUACAGGAAGUGUCUAUUGAUCAGCAGCGCAGCCCGGCAGCAGUGUACUUUGGGAGAAAUCAUCAAUUUGGUUUCAGCCGAUACACAGAAGCUGAUGGACUUUGUGGUUUAUUUCAACUGUAUUUGGGUCACACCCAUUGAGAUCACACUCUGCUUCUACUUUCUGUGGCAGCUCCUUGGUCCACCUGCCCUUGCUGGCAUUGCUGCUGUUGUUUUAAUCUUCCCUCUCAAUGGAUUCAUCGCUAAAGUGAGGAGCAGACUGCAGGAAGUUCAGAUGAACUUCAUGGAUGGUCGGAUCAAACUGAUGAACGAGAUCCUGAGUGGUGUGAAGAUCCUCAAAUUUUACGCCUGGGAAGAAGCAUUCCUCAGACGAGUCGGUGUCCUGAGAGAUGGAGAACUCCACGCCCUAAAGAAGUCUCAGAUCCUGUACUCUGUCUCUCUGGCUUCCUUCAACUCCUCCUCCUUCCUGAUUGCCUUGUCAGUGUUUGGAGUCUAUGUGUUGACUGAUGAACGGAACGUUCUGGAUGCUCAGAAAAUCUUUGUUUCUGUCGCUCUCAUCAACAUCCUGAAAACUCCUUUAAGUCAGCUUCCCUUCGCCAUGAGCACCACCAUGCAGGCCAUCGUCUCUCUCAGACGUCUGGUGAAGUUCCUGCAUCAAGAUGAACUGAAGCCCGACAAUGUGGAGAGACUUCCUCAUAGUACAGACGGAGAUUGUGUGGUGAUUGAGGGUGGGUCCUUCUCCUGGACCAGUGACGGACUGCCGUGUCUGCAGGGAAUCAACAUGAAGGUGAAGACGGGCUUGCUGGUGGCCGUGGUUGGCAAUGUUGGCUCAGGGAAGUCGUCUCUGCUGUCAGCCAUGUUGGGAGAGAUGGAGAGGAGGAGUGGCUUUGUCUCCAUCAAGGGUUCAGUGGCCUACAUUCCCCAGCAGGCCUGGAUCCAAAACGCCUCUCUAAAAGACAACAUUUUGUUUGGGGGAGAGAGGAAGGAGAGCUGGUACCAUCGUGUGCUGGAAGCCUGCGCUCUGCUGCAAGACCUGGAUAUCCUACCUGCUGGAGACAGCACUGAGAUUGGGGAGAAGGGUCUGAAUCUGUCUGGAGGUCAGAAGCAGAGAGUGAGUCUGGCUCGGGCCGUCUACAGAAAAUCAGAUGUUUACUUGCUGGAUGACCCGCUGUCGGCUGUUGAUGCUCACGUGGGGCAACACAUCUUCGAGCGAGUCAUUGGACCCAGAGGACUCCUUAAAGACAAGACCCGGGUGUUGGUAACUCACGGGCUCAGCUUCCUGUCCAAAGCAGACCUGGUCCUGGUGAUGGAGCAGGGUCAAAUCUCUGAGAUGGGUUCCUACAUGGAGCUGAUGGACAGGAAGGGAGCCUUCGCCAAAUUUAUUCACACCUUCAAUGGAAACCAGCGCAGAGAAAGCUCCACCCCCAGAGACAAGAGCAGCAGGAAGUCAGUGUCUCGUCUCAGUAUGACUGAUUUCUCCAUUGAUCUUUCUCAGGAGCAGCUGAUUAGCUGUGAUAUGAGUAGUGCAAGUGUUCAGGUGAUGAAAGCUGUCAAUCAAGACUUGGACACUGAGGAUGCUGGAAAACUUACAGAGGCCGACAAAGCUCACACGGGCAGGGUAAAGCUGCAGAUGUAUAGAGAGUACUUCAGGACUGUCGGCCUGACGUUCAUCAUGACCAUCAUCUUCCUUUGUGCCUUCCAGCAGGCCGCCUCAUUGGCCUACAACUAUUGGCUGAGCCUCUGGGCUGACGAGCAACCGAUCAAUGGCACACAGAGUGACCAUGAGCUGAAGCUGAGCGUGUUUGCAGCUCUUGGCUUCACUCAGGGUAUGGCUAUGUUUGGUACAACACUCGCCAUCGCGCUCGGUGGUAUCGUUGCGUCGCAUCACCUUCAUGCUGGUCUUCUCCUCAGUGUCUUGCACUCACCCAUGUCCUUCUUCGAGGUGACACCCAGCGGAAACCUCCUGAACCGCUUCUCCAAAGAGAUUGAUGCCAUCGACUGCAUGAUUCCUGAUGGGCUGAAGAUGAUGUUGGGCUACCUGUUCAAGCUGUUGGAGGUCUGCAUCAUUUUGUUGUUGGCCACGCCCUUCACAGCACUGGUGCUCCUCCCUCUCACUUGUGUCUACAUCUUCAUACAGAGUUUCUAUGUGGCCUCAUCGUGUCAGCUACGACGACUGGAAGCGGUCAGUCGCUCGCCAAUCUACAGCCACUUUAAUGAGACCAUGCAGGGCACUAACGUCAUCCGAGCCUUUGGUGAACAGCGCCGCUUUGUCCUGCAGGCUGACCGUCGCAUUGACAACAACCAGGAAGCUUAUUUUCCUCGCUUUGUCGCCACCAGAUGGCUGGCAGUGAAUCUGGAGUUUUUGGGGAAUCUGUUGGUUUUGGCUGCAGCCAUCUUGUCGGUGCGAGGUCGAAAUGAACUCACUCCGGGCAUUGUGGGAUUGGCAGUGUCACAUUCUCUCCAGGUGACAGGAAUCCUGAGCUGGAUUGUCCGAUCAUGGACUGAUGUGGAGAACAACAUUGUGUCAGUGGAAAGAGUCAAAGAGUACGACAACACACCAAAAGAGGCAGUGUGGACCCUCGAGGGCAGCUUGCUGCCAGCAGCCUGGCCGACCUCUGGAAACAUCCAGUUUGAAGACUACGGACUGCAGUACCGUAAAGGUUUGGACUGGGCUUUAAACAACAUCUCCAUUGACAUCCAGGACAGGGAAAAGGUGGGGAUUGUUGGAAGGACGGGGGCUGGGAAGUCUUCUCUGGCUUUGGGAAUUUUUCGGAUUCUGGAGGCAGCGAAGGGACAAAUCUCUAUUGACGGGAUCAACAUUGCUCAGAUUGGCCUUCAUGAUCUUCGCUCCAGAAUCACCAUUAUCCCUCAGGACCCAGUGUUGUUUUCUGGUUCUCUGAGGAUGAACCUAGACCCUUUUGAUACCUGUUCAGAUGAGGAUCUGUGGAAAGCUCUGGAACUGGCUCAUCUCAGCAGCUUCGUGUUGGCACUGCCACAGAAACUGAACCAUCAGUGCUGUGAAGGAGGAGAGAACCUCAGUCUUGGUCAGAGGCAGCUGCUGUGUUUGGCCAGAGCUCUACUGAGGAAGACAAGGAUCUUGGUUUUGGAUGAAGCCACAGCAGCUGUGGACCUGAAGACGGACCAGCUGAUCCAGUCAACCAUUCGUGCUCAGUUUGAUGACUGUACAGUCCUAACCAUUGCUCACCGCCUCAACACCAUCAUGGACUACACUAGGAUAAUAGUGAUGGACCACGGCACAAUUGCAGAGAUGGACUCCCCCUCUCAGCUCAUACGCCUGCAGGGUAAAUUCUAUCAGAUGUGCCUUGAGGCUGGUCUGGUUUGAUAUCAUUUUUUUGUUUGACUUUUUCCCAAUAUAUUAAAAAAAUGUUGUCUGUAAAAUCUAUUGAAAAUGUCCAGGAAAUGUGUUUUAAAUUUUAAGAAUAAAUUGUUAAUUUUAUUGUAGCAUGGAAAUUCAUUACACCAUAAACUAUAAACUCAACCUUCUUAUAUUUAGACAAGCCUCUAUAUGGUACAAGCCUUUAAUUCCUUUUGUUCAUCAAAGAUGGGAAACCAGUAUGAAUAUUAUUUCUAUUGAAUAACAUGUAAAUUAUGAGUCAUUCUUUUGAUUGUUUAUUAAUGUAAAAUGAAGUGAAGGAUGUAAUUGUGAUACUGAUAACUGAUAACUAACUAGAUCUCACUGAUAUAACAAUGUGAAGCAUGUCCAUAUUAAAAAUAAAUUAUAUUUGUGUAGGUGAUCUAAGCAGGGGCCUUUAUUUAUAAUAACUCACCCAGAUUUUUAUUGACGUUUUAUAAAAUAAAUGACAUUUGGUUCAACUAUGGCAAUACUAAUUCACAAAGUAUGCAUGUAUUCCGUUAUUUGACCAUAUAUCACUGUCAAAUACAUAAAAAUACUGUUAAUAAUUAAAAAUGUCUGAUUGCAAUAAAAUAACUAAUGGAAAAAAAAA